Messenger RNA from Cornus florida, 1983 nucleotides. Its product is annotated as E3 ubiquitin-protein ligase APD2. NCBI's taxonomy places the organism in Eukaryota, Viridiplantae, Streptophyta, Magnoliopsida, Cornales, Cornaceae. The transcript has 11 exons. Bases 161 to 1603 code for a protein of 480 amino acids. The record is from RefSeq and is a predicted model, not a curated record.
GCGCGAUAUAAAAAUUCUCCUAACCGUCUCUCCGCUCACAACUACCAGUCUCACACAGAAAGAUUGAAACGACUGAUUGGUGAAAUAUUCGGUUUCUCAUCCCUUCUUCUUUGUUCUUCAAUGGAUUAUACCCAACUUUUCAGAUUUGUGGUGUUUCAGGAUGGAGGGAUCAGCUCACACUUCAUCAAUUCCCGCUUCUUCUUCGUCGGCCACAUCGCCGUGGGCUUCGAGGACUACAGAGACAUCGACAUCGUCUUCUUCUUCGCGUGUGCGUGAGGGAGAGGAGGAGACAGGGGAUAUUGGGCAAGCUCCACAGCUGAUUCAGCAAGAGACUGGCGUUUCCUAUAAUAUGGACUUCCCUAUGACCGAUGAAGAGACGUCGAGAUUGAUCAGAGACGAUACCUGGUCUUGUAUCAUCGUUGUCCUCACCUUUUGGUUCUUUGUAUCUAUGACUCUGAUGUUGGGGGUUUACGGUACCGUGACUUUACAAUUUGGACCAAAUUGCUCGCUUCUAAUACAACCAAACCCCUUCUUUGUUGAUUAUAUAAAGGCGCAAGAUUUAGAUGAUGCAAAGCUUGGGACUACUUUAUAUGGAUUUUACAAUGUUCCUCCUCUUGACGUCAUUUCCACUUGGUCCGAUACUCAUACUCCCUAUCUACCUUAUGGUUCACAUAAGGAGUGGAUAUAUUACUUGAAUGAGAGAUCUCAAAUAAACAUUUCAUACAGUGUAAACUCCUCAAGCUCAGCAUACAGUGUAAACUCCUCGAGCUCAGCUUCUAUAAUCCUUAUAAUUGCACAAGGAAAUGAAGGAUUUGCCAAGUGGAUUGAGGACCCAUCAUAUCCUAACACGACCUUAUCAUGGAAUAUCAUUCACGGAAGUGGUACGAUCCAGCAGGAUAUCGUGACGUCUUCCAGUUACUAUGUUGCAGUGGGUAACUUGAACUCGGAAGAAGUGGAGGUGCAAUUAAACCUUAGGGUAAAGGCUUUUCUGUAUAAUGCAACUGAGGCUUACUACAAGUGUAAUUUGGCUGAUGGCCCUUGUAAAUUGAAACUUUUUUUCCCAGAGGGAAACGCUGCUGUGUUAACAUCUCCUGGUCCAGAACAGGGUACAUCCAGUAACGAGUGGCAUGUUAAACUGUCCUAUGGACCUCGAUGGAUCACAUAUAUUAUCGGCACAGGUGGAAUGACCAUCCUCAUGUUAUUGGCAUUCCACAUCUUGAACAAUUUCCAGUGCAACCGUGAAGUUGGAACUAGAGCACAUUUUGGGGAUAUGGGAUCUGAGAGAGCUCCUUUGCUCUCACGCAAAGAUGAUGAUCUCUCAAGUUGGGGCUCAUCUUAUGAUUCUGUCUCAGACAAUGAAGAUCCUGAAGAUGGCCUGGCUGUGGGUUCACUUGAAGGAAAGCCACUGAAAGACGGUGAAUACAAUAGUAAUAUCCGGCGUCUUUGUGCAAUUUGCUUUGAUGCUCCUAGAGACUGCUUCUUCCUUCCAUGUGGGCAUUGUGUGGCUUGUUUUGCAUGCGGAACAAGGAUUGCAGAGCUGGCAGGUACUUGCCCCAUCUGCCGUAGGAACAUGAAGAAAGUGAGAAAGAUUUUUACGGUUUGACCAACAUACAGAAUUUUCUUACACGGGUGCUUCUUGGUUGAGUAACUCACAAAAUGGACUAAUUGUGUUUACACCAUUGCUCUUGUGCUGGAGAUAGUAUUUGAUCACGGAAUUUAUAGAUAGGUGAUCAAAAUAGUUUUGCAAAGUAGGAUGGUAGAGCCUUUUGUUUUUUACAUGUAUCGUGAGUUGAUCACUUUCUUUUUCUUCUUUCCCCUCCGUUAUGGUUUAUGUAUAUUUGUUCAAAAACAAUUUGCUCCAAAAAUCAACACUUUUUUCCCUUUUUUUUUUUUUUUUUUACAUCUCCAAAAACCAACUUGUUGAUUAUCAUAUUGGCUGGAUUUAUAUCACAUUUUGGUUAUUGAAUCGAGUGUUCCUUAUUA